Messenger RNA from Chinchilla lanigera (long-tailed chinchilla), 1535 nucleotides. RefSeq names its product lysophosphatidylcholine acyltransferase 2B-like. The record is from RefSeq and is a predicted model, not a curated record. Gene Ontology annotation, cellular component: endoplasmic reticulum. Lineage: Eukaryota; Metazoa; Chordata; Mammalia; Rodentia; Chinchillidae. Gene Ontology annotation, molecular function: 1-acylglycerophosphocholine O-acyltransferase activity. Bases 453 to 1103 code for a protein of 216 amino acids. The transcript is spliced from 3 exons.
ACCUGCAAAAUAGAGAACAAUACCAGCUCAAAGGACUGUUCCUUGUUCCCUUAGCUUCUCCUUUGGUGCAGAAGACUACUAAUAACAUUGACAAAUCAUGGCACUUUAGAGACUACACUGUUGCCAAAUUAGUCCUACACUGGUGAAAAGAAUGUUUCCCUCACUGCGCAUAAUUCCCAAAGUGACAGAAGAAAGUGGAAUGUCUCUAAGAAUUCUCAUUAUACCAUAGCAACUUGUAUUUACAAUAAAAACUCUAUUCUUUACAUACGUUACACUGGGGCCUCAUAACAACAUUACAAGGUCAUACAUCAUUUUCCAUUCAUUAACCCACAGUCCCCUCUAAGACUUCUAUAUGCACACAGAAAGAGUUCUUGAAUGUGAGGAAGGGGUGCAUGCUAGAGGCCACCCCCAGAGUCCAGCUGCCCACAUUGUGAGUUUACUGAGAAGUCAGCAUGAGGGCUGAGCUGUCUGUGGGCUCCGAGACGGAGAUCUGGGAGACCGCAGUCAUGCAGGAGAGGAGCCAGUCGCUGUACUCCCCGGUGGCCAACCCGUUCCUGCAGCAGACACACAUCAGUGCGUGGCGCUGGGCCCGCGCCAUCCUCCUGGGGACUGUGCUGGUGCCCAUGCGGGUGGCCUGCCUCGCCUUCCUCUUCAUCCUCCUCUGGCCUGUGGUCGUGCUUUCCACCUUUGGUCUUCCUGCUCAACGGGUCGAACCCACCAAAAGCUGGAGAAAAAAUCUGAUGAAACCAGUACUUACAUUCCUGUUUCAGGUGGCGAUCUUUUUUUGGGGGUUCAUGGUUAAAGUGAAAGGGAAAAAGGCGACUCGAGAUGAGGCCCACAUCUUCGUUACAGCGCCACACUCCACUUUCUUUGAUGCAAUCGCCUGCGUUGAGGCGGGCUUACCCUCAGUGGUCUCUGCAAGUCAAAACGUGCAGGUCCCAAUAGGUGGGAAACUCCUCCUGUUAACAGACCCAGUACUUGUGACCCGAGAAGACCCUGAUUCUAGAAAGAAUACCAGGAAUGAAAUCUUGAAGCGAGUGACAUCUGGAAGGAAGUGGCCGCAGAUUCUGAUUUUUCCAGAAGGAAUAAAGAUGGUAUCAUAGACUUCAGAGAGUACAUGAUAGGCCUGACUGUCCUGUGUAAUCCUGCCAACACCGAAAAGAUUCUGCAAAUGUCAUUUAAGCUUUUUGAUCUUGAUGAAGACGGUUUCAUAAUGCAACAGGAAUUCACUGCUAUACUUCGGGCAGCUUUUGGAGUGCCAAAUCUUGAUGUUGCCGGUCUCUUUCAGGAAAUAGCUGGAAAGAGCUCAACACAUAUCUCAUACAACACUUUUAGGGAGUUUGCCGUGAAGCAUCCGGUGUAUGCCAGGGUAUUUACUUCGUAUUUAGAUCUCCAGGGAGCCCAUGUAUAUUCAUUACCACAAGAAAUACAGCCCUAGUCAUUGUGUUGAAAUGUUGAAGUCACCGCUGAACAUCGUGAAAGUACCUUCUAUGCAGAAAUUUUGGUUGAAAUAAAAAUUUUCCUUUGAGGAAAAA